AUGAGCACGUACGAAGCACAAUGUUGUAGUGGAGACGAGCAUUCAAAAGAUAAAUGGUUUGCCAACUACAUUGGUGAAAAUACUGGUACAGACACAAUUUUGAAGAAGUAUUCGUCAACUGUUGCAACAAUUUUUACUGGCCUUGCUUCUGCUGCAUUUCUGGGACAUAAGUUGACCAUUAAUUUUCUCCUGGGCAUAUCAGUGGUGUUUAUUUCAAUGCACCAGUUCUUCUCUCCAGUGGCUAAAGUCAAAGAUGACAAACCAACUGAAUUAUUAGAGUCGGAAGAUACACAAAAGCAUCGGUCAUCUGAAUCUUCUUUUGUAAAUAUGACUGCUGGUGCCACUGAUGACGCGAGCCAUCGGAUUGGAACUGAUGAGAGGCAACCACUGUUGCCAACAUGA
Phragmites australis (common reed) is the source of this 402-nucleotide messenger RNA. RefSeq names its product CMP-sialic acid transporter 5-like. Gene Ontology annotation, biological process: pyrimidine nucleotide-sugar transmembrane transport. The coding region runs from base 1 to 402 and encodes 133 amino acids. NCBI's taxonomy places the organism in Eukaryota, Viridiplantae, Streptophyta, Magnoliopsida, Poales, Poaceae. Gene Ontology annotation, molecular function: pyrimidine nucleotide-sugar transmembrane transporter activity. Gene Ontology annotation, cellular component: Golgi membrane. The transcript is spliced from 5 exons. The record is from RefSeq and is a predicted model, not a curated record.